Messenger RNA from Anopheles funestus (African malaria mosquito), 8155 nucleotides. RefSeq lists its product as uncharacterized. Lineage: Eukaryota; Metazoa; Arthropoda; Insecta; Diptera; Culicidae. The record is from RefSeq and is a predicted model, not a curated record. Gene Ontology annotation, molecular function: protein binding; ATP hydrolysis activity. The coding region runs from base 1544 to 5545 and encodes 1333 amino acids. The transcript has 16 exons.
AAUCUUGGUGUCCCGUGUGGACAGCCUGUCAUCUAGAUUGUUUGUGGUGUAGACAAUAGAAAAAAAAACCUUGUGUGAUAAGCGAAAAAGCGGACACAUUUAGAGUUUUCCCUAGUGAGAGGGCUUGUCUAGAGGGGUUUUUGCACAAGCAAAUGAAAAUACAAAUCCAUUCCAUUCCAUCCCCCUCAUGACAGUGAGGAUGGGUUGUGUAUGUGUGUGUGUAUGUGUGCUGAUAUAAAAUAUAAGGAAAAAAAUUGGCAGGAUCCUUCUGUGUGUGUGUGUGUCAGUUCCUUAUUGCGGUUUGAGUCUCCCCAAUCCGUGCGAGAUGAGCUGUGAGCAGAUCGAAAACUCGAUGAGAAUGAGAUGAAUGAGAUGUAGUGAGCAGAAAGUGAACGCAAGACGUUUGAAUGUGUUGGUGCGGAAAAUUCGAACGGUUUUUAACAGAGGCGUGUGAGUGUGCGUGUGUGCGUGGUAUGCAUCGAAACGUGUGCACAUUUUCUCACAUUUUCACGUUUGCUCGCUCACCCGUCCAGCUCUGGUGCUCACGUUAAGCGAAAAGCCCCAUGCGGAAUGGUUUUCCGUCGCAGAGAAUGAAUCGGGGGCAGCUAGAGCUGAGCUCACCAGUAGUCAACAUUUUCUAGUUAUCGCGCGGAUCCUCAACGUCGGUAUCCCGUGGGCCCGUAAGCCCUUCCUUCUAAUGAAUGUGUGCACCAGUGAGGGGAAAAAAGAAACAUAAAUACAUAAUAAAAAGCGGCACACAAAUUGAAACACGUUUGAUCCUGGCCAAAGAGUGUUAAUUAAAAAAGUGAAAAAUGACGUUAAAGUGUUGAACGCAUUAGCAGAAUGCUUGGUAUCACGUUCAAGGUUUGGAUUCGCUCCAGAGUGGCAACCGUAGUGUGAGGGAACCGAUGACGAGUGUCAUCGAAAUCGAUCGUCUCUCUGAUGAUGAAGUGCUGUUAAAGUGCGGUGUACAUGUGUGUGUGUGUGUCUGUGGAAGGAAAAUCACAACGUCCAUGUGUCUAAGAACCAUCGUUGUAUAGAACCUAUCCUACCGGAAGCUGUACAGGAACGCCAACGUGUGUACCGUAAUGAUUUUUGGAUGAAUGUGUGUGAUCCGUGUGAUUAAAUAAAAAUAAAAGUUUAAAGUGAACAUCCUGCUCGUUUGUGUGUGUGUGUGUGGGGAGUUGGUUGUGUACAUAAUGCAUCCGGUGUGGAACAACGGUACAGUUAAGGGCUCGUCUACCAGGGCAAAGCUACCGAAGCAUUCGAUGCAGACGGUGAAAGCAUUGUUAACGGGGCGAUGCUACCGAUAAAGGUACACACCGUAGCAAAGAGAGAAGAAAAUCCCCUUUAUAGCAGAGCUCGAAUGAUCUGACAAAACCAAACCGGAAGAAGGUUGUGUCGCAACGGCACGAAAGGAAAAGUAAUUGCAAAAAGUGAAAAGUGUUCUGCAAUAGAGACGUUGCCGUUUAGCAAAGUCUUUUUGAGGGUGUCUGCGUGUGUGUGUGUGAGUGUAUGUGAAAAGUGAGGUUCAUUGUGUAAAAUGGGCAACUACUGUAGUUCCGGACAGACGAAAAAGGAUAAGGAUAAUGUUUCGGAAAAAUCCGAAGAAUCGCCCUCUUAUCAGCUGGCGGAUAAGGGAAAGAGUAAGGCAAACGAUGUAAAGGAGGCACCGUUAGCGGCACCGGAAGUCACAUCGGAUGCAUCCGGUACGGGCCAAAUUUCAAACAGCUCCAACGCUACUAAUGGGUGCAACUCGUCCAAUGUGGCGGGCGCUGGUGGAGCUGAUGGGGCCAGAGUACAACCAAAAGCACUCCAGAACGUGCAAUCGAUGACGCUGUCGGAUUCCACCACGAACAGCCCGAUGACCGUGUCGCCACCAUGUGAUAUACCGCUAGUGCAUCAGAACUUACCGCAAAACCUAACACCACUGUACGGCAAACCGACAACCAAUAGGCGAACGGAUAAGUACAAAAAGAUCGUCCUUUACAUACUGGCCGCGGACGAUGGAUUCCAAACGGAGAAGGCAAUGCUGCGGGAGGUGUUUAAGACAUUGAACCAGAAAUGUCAAAGCCGCGGGUUCGAACUGCAUGUGGCCGAUCUGCAUGUGCUGCAGCCGAAAGGUAACAGUUUCGACGUAAACAAAUGGUUUAGUGGACCGCUCGAGGCACAGGGUGGCCAUGAGCUGGCCGCUAACUGUUUGGCGGAGAUUGCACGCCAAUCCUGUGACUCGUACCUUAUACCGGUGCUGUUCCUUGGCGGUACGUUGGGUGAUCCGCUGCUACCACUGACGAUCGAAAGCCAGGACUUUGUCGCCGCGCUACAGAUAGCCGAACGGAAUCCAUCGGAACGAGCGAUUCUCGAGAAGUGGUACGUGCUGGACGACAAAUCGCAACCUGCGUGCUAUCGGUUGAAUGCUACCGCCACACCGCCAAUGGCGACGGAGGAAUCGCAGAAGGAACUCGCGUUACUGCUGCAGACGUUGAUUGAUAUAUUCUCAAAGGAGCUGCGUGACUCUUACUUAACCACCGUUGUUGAACAGGAAAUCAACAAUACCGUUCUGAUUAGCCAAGAGCUUUCGAAGCGUUGCAUCUGGGUCCAGAGUGCAGUAGCGGCACCAAAAUCGGAGGGAUUAUCCUCUGUCGAGGCGGAAAUGGUGCGAAGGUUGUCCAACAUACAGAACGAUCUGAAGAAUCAACUUUCCGAGAAGCACAUCAUUCGGAUUCCGGCUAACAUUGCCCAGCAGCAGCAGGAACAGUUUGGUACGAUGUUGGACAGCUGUUUGUCGCAUGAGAUCGAUUCCAUCAUCGAUGAACACGUGAGCAAGUACUCCAUACCGCACUGCACGUACGGUGUCGAUCGACGUCUGUUGAGUGAGCUCGAAGAGGUGAACCGACAUUCGCGCGUGUUGAACGAAAAUUGCGCCAACUUCAGUACGACCGAACGUGUCCGCGAAUAUCUUACAUCGGCACGGGGCAAACCGCUUGUUGUGUACGGGUCGAUGGGUGCAGGCAAGAGUGUCUUUAUGGCAAAAUUGUCACAAAAUCUGCACACCUGGCUGCCGGAGUCUCAUCUCGUGAUGAGAUAUGCAAACCUUACUAUUCAAAGUUCUGACGUUACUGGACUGUUGGGGUCGAUCACGGAGCAGAUAUCAGUAUUAAUUAAAGGAGUACCGACCCGCUGCCAGCAUACCAUUCCAUCAUAUGCUGGUGUGCUGAAGUCAUUGUUGGAAAGCUCGAAGCAACAGAUCACCAUCCUGAUCGAUUCAAUCGAUGCGUUGCGUGAUGUGGAGGAGCUCGAUUGGUUACCUGUGACGCUGCUAGACAACGUGAAGCUUGUACUGACGGUUAGCUCCGCUGGCACUGGACAGGAUCUAGCGAAUGCGGAAAGUGUUGUACUCCAGCGCUUGCGUGAACGGAUUGGUGACGAUAGUUGCUUCCUGUAUCUUACACCAUUCACCCAGGAACAGUGGGAAGAUGUGCUAUGCUUCGGUGGAGGCGAUAUUUACGCUGCUAACGGUGCAUUGCAGCUGCCAGAAUGUUGGAAAAAGUCGGGCGAGAAAAUUUCAAUUCAAGCGAAGAUUCUCUGGUGGCUCGGAUGGCUUGGCAUCACCAAUCUUUCCGACACAUCCGUAUCACACAUCAGCGAACGGGUGUUUGAGAUACUGGAGGAGAAGUUUACUGCUGCCAUCGUUAGGUUGAUCGUUUCACUGCUGCUGGCCUCCCGGGAGGGUCUGCUGGAGACGGAAAUCAUUACACUUAUAAGGAACUCUAACUUAGUUACCGGAUCAACAACAAAACUGUGGACACACUUUUGCUGGAAGAUGGGACCACUUUUUCUGCACAAUAAAAACAUUAUCGUCGUCGAUAGGACACUACGGCAGGUGGCGGAAAAGCGGUACGAAGCCGACAUUAAGCAGGCGCAUCGAAUUCUGUACGAUUACUACGAGCUGCAGCCGAACGUGUUUGUCGACAAGAAGGGCAAAGAGAAAUGUUUUAACUAUAGGAAGAUUGUCGAACUACCCUAUCACAAGUACAAGCUCGAUGCGGUAGCGACCGAGAGCGCUUUUACCAACUCUCCGUACCUGACCGAUCUAGCCUGGUUGCAAGACAAACUGAUCGCUACCGGAUGUGUUCAUAUUUUAAACGAUAUUUGGCUAGUGGAUGGUACCGCUAGUGCUGGUACUCAUGUGGCGCUGCUCAAGUCAUUCAUCGAGAUGCACUUUAAGGCGCUCAACUACGACGGACAUCAGCUGUACUCGUUACUACGUCCGGUUCUGGUUGCGGAGCGGCAGCGUGCCGGUUCACCGUACGCGAACAGUGCGAUCGUACAGCAAUGGUUAGAGACGAUCGAUAACAGUACCGUUCCGUUCCUGGAGAGGUUGAUGCUAGCAGAGGAUGCAGAUGAUAAAGAGAAGCAAACAGGUGACAAGCAGCCGAAUGUUGGGUUCGAUCUGAUGAUGAACUUAAGCAUUGAGGGAUACUUUGUCAUAUCGCUCAGUACAGAACGGGAAGAAAUCUGUGUGUGGGAUGUUGCAAAGUGUCGUAAGGUGCGUACACUCACGGGAGUUCCUCAACCGUCAGAAAUCUGUCCGGUCGGUGAUUAUGGCGUAGCGGUACUAUGUCGCAGAGAGAUUCGUAUUAUCGAUCUGAACGAGGGCAAGUUUAAGGUGACGCUAAAGGGCGUGAUGAACCAGAAGAUGCCAUACUUUGGACUGCACGAUCCGUCACACCUUGUGUGUCUAUCGCGCAACCGUAUGUAUGUGAACCUGAUGAACAUCGAAUCGGGUGAUUGUGUGACCACGUUCAAGGCGGGUGAAGAUCGGUUCCUGAACUCACUCCUCGUAUCUGGUGAUGGCAGAAUUCUCGUAUGUGGUGAUGAAACGCAAAAACCUUUCCCAUUGCUGGUGUGGCAUCUGUCGCAGAAGAAGCUACUGUACGAUCUGCGCAUACCUCACCAUGAUUUUAUCACCUCGCUGUCCGCAAUUACGCACGAAGGUUCGUACGUGUGCGUGGUAGCAAAGGAGCUAGCGGAACCGAGUCCCAACUUCAUCGUGGUGUACGAUCUGCAGAGUGGCACACUGUUCAAGAAGUGGAAACCGUCCUGCAAUACGGUUUCGCUAGCGAUCUCGCAGACCAACACCUGCGUCAUUGCUGGGCUGGAAGAUGCGCGAAUUUUAAUCUGGGACUUGGUGACUGGUAACUGCCGAAGUACGCUGGUCGGACACAGCGCUCCGGUGACUUUGUUGAAGAUAGAUCCAACAGGCAAAAUUUUACUCUCCAGCGAUAAGGAAGGGCGCGACCUGUCUAUACGACUCUGGCAGCUCGAUAAUGGCAAUUUGCUGGCCGUGUACACACCGGAGGAACGUAUCACGACGUGCGAAAUUCUCAGCGGUGGCUCGUACCUGGCACUGGCGCUAGAGAAUCGUCACAAUCUGAUCACACUAAAGCUUCGGUCUGGUAGCGAUGGGUCCGAGGAGGAUCGUUCGUUGGUAGUAUACGGUAAUUCCGAACACGAUGGUAAGCAAUUCGAUUUGAAGCAGUAGAAGCAGUUAAGCGGAAUGUAAGAUAAGUCGCUUCCUUCACUAGAUGAAUGAAUCUCCCAACACAAGCGAACGUUAGCUAACGAAUUGUGUUCAUAAUUGCAUACGAAUAUCACCAACUGGGGUGCAUAUUCUCUCUACUGCACCACUUAUGUCAAGUGUUCGAAUGAACUCGGUAACAGAUAGAUAAAAGAUUUAAAAAAAAUCCACUCUCGUUCAGCAAAAGCAAAUUAAAUGCAUCCAUUGCACAUCCACAUCUCUUCUAAAGGUUAACAGAGUCAUUGUAACGUGAAGCAAAAGUUUCCUCACAAGCAUACAUGAAUAGGUGUAAGACUUUCACACAGAACAGCAGAAUGCAUGCAGCAUGUAAAAUAGCUUCGAUAAACCAAGAAAAACACAGCAUUAAAAAUAAAACGCACUUUUAGCAAUCCUUGCCAGGCGCAGUAACGUUACACGAAGCGAAACAAUGUGUAGUGAAGGACAACUCAACCUUCGUUCGAUUAUCUUCCUUCAUAGAGUAAAUGUGGACACACUAGGUAUGAACGAACAGUAGGAUGGAUUGUGCAGCUGUUAGCAAAUAGUGUUAGCUCACUGGUUACUGCUCAGAUAACUACUUAAAGUGACUAUAUUUUCUUUGGUGAAUUAGUUCUUUUUUGCGGUUCGGUACUGAACUGUCUUGAGCCGCUGGUCCGCGGUUGACUCGAUCGCGAAUGUAACUCGCGGCAUUCAACAGAGAUCACACAGUCAUCGCUCAAAAAGUCUGCUAAAGUCUGUAAGCAUUAUUUAAAAAGUUUGAAAAGAAUCGCUUUCCGUUUAUUUUAAAUUACUAAACUCAAAACGCCGAUGAACAGGUUUGCACUAUUCUGUUAUUUGAUUGUGAUCGAAUAUCGUUAAUUAUUAUUUAGUUAGGUUAAGUAUGUUUGUGGCCAUACUAACAGUAGACACACAUCCCCCAUUGGCUUACAAUGGACAAAGAAUUGGAUCUGGUUUGCAAACUAGUUUUGUACAUUAUGUUGUUUAAAGUUUUAUUUAUUCGCACCUAUUGGUAUUGCAAAUUGAGGCACUGUUAAUGAGUUCGUUUGGCUGUUUUAUUCAUUACAUGACAUUAAAUGAGAAACCAAAACCUUUUCAAUUCGUGAGAUCACUUUACCCAAAUACAGGGAAUGUUUCGAAGAAGUUCGUUUUUAAAUCAAAAGGCUUUGUACCCCGAUUUUGUAAUGGUUUACUUCCUUUUGUGCUUAGUUAUGUCUAGCAAAACAGGAGACUAAUAGAAUAUCCAACAUAUACGCACCACCCUCUAGCUAGUCCUACAUAGAGCAAUAGUUGUAAAACUGUAAACAGUUAAGAUAUCAAUAGAAGAAACAAAUAGUAGCUAUUAUAGCAGUACCGUGCAAACCAUGCAAACAUAAGAAAGAAAACACAAAAGAAACCAUUUAAAUAAUAUCAUUCAAUCGUUUGAUGUCAUCACAAAGCGAAUAGUCACUAGCGAGAGAACGAGAGAGCCAACUGGAUACAAUUUAGCAAUCACACAGAGUGUGCAACAUACAAAAAUUAUUCAAACCAUAGCAUAGAACCAUACGCAAGCGAAGGAAAGAUGUAAGCGGAGUCCUAAAACCCACCCACAUGCUCCAAAGAUCGCCACCUGAAACAGCAAGAGUAUAUAAAUCUAGAAAAAAAACAUCUCAUCUGGAAUGAGAUAUUAAGGCUGGUCCUUGAUAAUGAAAUCUUGCACUGAAUACCAAACCACGGUCUGAACACGAUGCUUCUGAAACAAGUUCAAUAUUCACGCUUGAAACCACCCUCUCUUUUAACAGCUGUGAAACAUAAACCAGAUACUAGAUGUAUGUGUAGUGUAUAGCGCUGCUUUCCCGGUAACCAUAGGUCAACAAAGCGGUGGUUUGGAGACACGGUAUUUACAUAAGUGGGUGUGAUAGUUCCAGGGUUUUAGUUACCGUAACCGUAGCCAGCAAGCAGUGUGCGGAAUAGUGUAGAGGAAAGGUCGAACCCUUCCCCAGACAGUUAUGAAUGCAAACGUAUGCGUGUAUGCAAAUGCAAAAUGGCGAAAAGUGUGAAAUGAAAUCGGCGAAAACAAUGAUCGCACAUAAAUAGUACGCAACUCCUUUCCGGAAACAAUUAAUCGAGAACGCAACAAGAAAAAAGAUAAAUCAAAACAAAACCAUGUUUUUUUGUUUUUGGUUGGAAAACAAAUGCUCCGAAAAGACGCGCAAACAAAUAAAUAGGAAAAGAUUCAUACAUAUAUGAGUAAAACGCACAAGUACAUCAAGUAAACACAUUAACACAAGCGGAACGGAAGGAAUGGAUGAAUGUGGAUGAAGAUAUAAUAUAAAAGCAACACAAACACAACAUAUAUGCGAUGAAGUACUAUCAAUUUUUAUGUAAAAUCUUUUAAGUAAUAUUAUAUUUGUUACUUUUGAUUUAUAUAUAAAAACAUGUAUGUGUGUGUGUAUUUUCAAGAUGAGAACAAGCAGAAAAAGCUAUUAUACGUAUACAUAUAUAUAUAUAUAUAUAUCACGAAAACAAAACGGAGACAUUGUAACAGCAGCAAAACAGUAUAAACUGAUAAAAAAGAAAACUGAAUAUUGAAACUACCGA